AUGCAAUUCAAGAACAUGAUCACUGGCGCAGCCGUGCUGCUUGCCUCCGCUCCCGCCGUUAUGGCCAUUGGCUCUGCCACCGUGGUGAACAACUGUGAUUUCCCCAUCUACUACGCCUCUGUCGGCCAGAGCUACACUGCCGACAUGCAAGAAAUCAAGGGCAACUACACCGAGAAGUACAGCCAAGAAGGUGUCGGCAUCUCCAUCAAGCUCGCCCCCGUGGCCUCAACCUCUGGACCCGUCUCCCAAUUCGAGUUCACCUGGGCCAACGGCAAGAUCGCCUAUGACCUGUCCAACAUUGACGGCUACCCAUUCUCCGCCGGUGGUAUGGAGAUUGUGCCAUCCAAGCAGGGCGACUCGAGCAACCCGACCUGUGUCCCCGUCGACUGCCCUGCCGGUGAGGCCGUCUGCACUGCCGCCUACAACCACCCUGAUGACACCCGCACCAUGGUCUGUGACCAAGAUUCCGAUCUUGUCUUGACCAUGUGCCCAAGUGGUUCAUCCAAGCGUGAUCUCGAGGCCUCUCACCAAGGUCACGUCCACUACCGUGUUCACGCUCGCCACAUGCCCAAGCUGGCAUAA
This is a messenger RNA of Capronia coronata CBS 617.96, 582 nucleotides long. RefSeq lists its product as uncharacterized. The record is from RefSeq and is a predicted model, not a curated record. NCBI's taxonomy places the organism in Eukaryota, Fungi, Ascomycota, Eurotiomycetes, Chaetothyriales, Herpotrichiellaceae. The coding region runs from base 1 to 582 and encodes 193 amino acids. The transcript has a single exon.